AUGGCGACCCCCUUUCAGACUGAGGCCUGGACAGAAUAUGGGCUCGGUGUCUUGGUUAUUCUUCUUCGUAUCUUUGCUCGAUGGAAAAUCGUGGGCUUCAACUGGCAAGGUGACGACUACUUUGCUAUCUUGUGCUUGAUAUUCUGGACUCUGGAGCUUUGCAUGUUGGAGCUUAUAGGCCAGAAUGGAACCAACAUCGGAAUCACGAACGAUAUCGGCGCGACGUUGACGUCGGAGGAAAUAGCCAGGUUUGAGUUUGGUUCUAAGUGUCUGCUGGCAGGCUGGAACUUUUAUGUAACUCUCAUUUGGUGUCUCAAAGCUUGCAUUUUGUUCUUCUUCAGUCGCAUCACGCUUGCUACACGACAACAAAAGAUUGUCAAGUGGACAGCCGUAGCGACAGGACUAGGCUAUGUUGGCGUCAUAGCUGUCAUUUGGGGCCACUGUACACCUGUGCAAAGAAAUUGGCAGGUGGUGCCUUAUCCAGGAGAUGAAUGUACCUUGGCCGUUGCGAACUACCUGAGCCUUGUGGUUCUCAACAUUUCAACGGAUUUCCUCAUUGUCUCGAUACCACUUCCACUCUUGUGGGCUGUCAAGCUCAGCAUCAAGCGAAAGCUUGCUAUAGGGCUUCUACUUUGCUCAGGUGUCUUCGUCAUGAUCGCCGCAUUGCUCCGCUGCAUCCUAUCACUCAAGGAUAUCGAAGGCAUCAAUGUCAGCACUAUUUGGGCAAUCAGAGAGACUUUUGUUGGAAUUAUCGCUGUGAACGCAGCCUGCAUCAGACCACUCUUUUCUUCUUCACAUUGGUUAAGGUCUACCAAGGGCAGCAGUGGAGCCAACCAAAAGUAUCCCGGCUCAGGUGACAGAUAUGGUCAUCAGUUAGUCACCAUAGGAGGUGGAGGUCAGAGUGCAGAUCGAUCUGGAUUGUCCGCGAAGAGACGGUAUAACAAGUACAACAUGACGGAGCUAGACAACAACUCCAGCGAAGAGCAGAUUGUCCAGCCGUCCGACUCAACCAACUGGCCUCAAAAUGGUGGCCGCGAUGGUAGUCUCACUAGCAAAUCUAGCGGGCAGCACGGAGGCAUCGUUGUCACAACGACGUAUGAGGUGAAGCCUGAAAACAAAGUCUGA
Colletotrichum godetiae is the source of this 1125-nucleotide messenger RNA. RefSeq lists its product as uncharacterized. The transcript has 7 exons. NCBI's taxonomy places the organism in Eukaryota, Fungi, Ascomycota, Sordariomycetes, Glomerellales, Glomerellaceae. Bases 1 to 1125 code for a protein of 374 amino acids. The record is from RefSeq and is a predicted model, not a curated record.